Molecule: messenger RNA, 1524 nt
Organism: Hemicordylus capensis (graceful crag lizard)
Lineage: Eukaryota; Metazoa; Chordata; Lepidosauria; Squamata; Cordylidae
Gene: MYOG
Product: myogenin
Exons: 3
Coding region: 1-759 (252 amino acids)
Biological process (GO): positive regulation of myoblast differentiation; positive regulation of transcription by RNA polymerase II; muscle organ development
Molecular function (GO): protein dimerization activity; RNA polymerase II cis-regulatory region sequence-specific DNA binding; DNA-binding transcription factor activity, RNA polymerase II-specific
Source: RefSeq, a predicted model, not a curated record
AUGCCACCAAGCAGUUGGUGUGAGGAGUCGGAGUUUCACUCCGCAGCUCAGGCUUUGCCUUGCCAGACGCUCGCCAUGGAACUCCUAGAGACCAACCCUUACUUUUUCACAGACCAACGGUUUUAUGAUGGGGAAAACUACUUGAGCCCCCGUUUACACAGCUAUGAGCAGACAGCCUACCAAGACCGAGCAGCUAUCACUCUGUGCCCUGAGGGCAGGGCUGGUCUGGAGGAGAAGGCCUCAGUCCUGCCAGACCACAGUCCUGGCCAGUGCCUGCCCUGGGCAUGCAAAGUAUGCAAGAGGAAAAGUGUUUCCAUCGACAGGCGCCGAGCUGCCACCCUCAGGGAGAAGCGCCGGCUGAAGAAAGUCAACGAAGCCUUCGAAGCUCUCAAAAGGAGCACUUUACUCAACCCCAACCAGCGGCUUCCCAAGGUGGAGAUCUUGCGCAGUGCCAUCCAGUAUAUUGAACGCUUGCAAGCUCUGCUCAGUACCCUCAACCAACAGGAGCGGGACCAGCGGGAACUGCGGUACUGUAGCACCAGCACCCAGCCAGUGGUGGCUAGUGACCAUGGACCCAGCAGCACCUCAUGUAGCCCAGAGUGGAGCACCCAGCUAGAGUUCAACACUCAUCCUGCAGACCACUUGCUGACUGAUGAUUCUUCUGAGGACCGCAAUCUUCACUCCCUGUCUUCUAUCGUGGACAGUAUUGCUGUGGAGGAUGUGGCUAUUGCGUUCCAAGAGGAGAGGGCUCCAAACUGAGGCUGCAGAAAACCAUGUCCAAGUUUCUCUCUCCUUUUUCUUUUUAAAGUCAUCACCACCAGCAGAUUGUAGGAUAGAAGAAACAUGAUACACUAGGACUUUACGAAUGGGAGAAGUUUUCCCCCUCACUAACACUGAUGUUUCAAAUGGGGAAAAAUUCCCCACUAACACUGGACAAUGCUUUAUUUCUCUACCCAAAGUCAUAGACUAUAAUGGUGAAGCCACUUAUCCAGUUCCAUAGGCCUGAAAAGUGUUCUGGUUUUGUUUUCAAAUUUAGAGACAAGCUACAGAAAAAGAUGCUGAGCAAUAAUUAUUUAUAUAUCUGCCUGGUUUCCAAAAAGGAAAAGUGACUUCACUGGCAUCUUAUGGAUUUCAUCUCCUCUGAAAACUGGGCUGGGAUUCACUGAUCAUUCGGAUAUAUUAUUGGGAACACUGAUUAAGGGUGAGAGAAGUGACACCACUUCCGUUUGUUAAGGAAGGAUUCCAGUGUGGCUUUCUGUUUUCUUCGUUUCUAAGUUUUGUUUAUUUGGGGGCCAAUGGAUUUUUCUUAUGGGUGUGUGCAAGUUUGUGUGUGUGGGUUGUUGCUGUUUUUUUAAAAAUGCUAUCCGACCAACUUCUUUUGGCAGUUUGCAAUUUCCAGGCACAGAAGCCAUAUAAAAUGCUGUCAAUGAAGUCUUUUCUACUGUGUGGAGUUGCCAUUUUUGUAUUUUUGCUAACUUAUUGUGAAAUAUUUUUUCAAAAUAAUAAAGGCAUCUUUUGUUUGAA